AUGUCUUCCCUCGUCUGCAGGUCCCCAUCGGUCAUCUCGACAUCUUUGCUCACCCUCCCCUUGCUCAGACUAGCCGCGUCUGCCCGGUCAGUCCAGCCGUGCGCCCAAAGACAACCACAACCACAACAAGCACGGCAAGCCUCUGGCCCUGUCGCCGUUAGGCGCUUCUCCGCGUCUCUUACCCUUAGCCGCAAGGUUGCGCCAACGGAGGCUGCCCAUAUCAAUGAGGUUCGGAAGACGAUAGCCGAUGAGUUCGCCCUCAUCAAAGAUGCUUACCAGUCACCCAAACACCCGGUAGUCCUAGCACAUGGGCUGCUAGGGUUUGCCGAAUUAAAACUCGCAGGGUCCUACUUGCCAAGCAUUCAUUACUGGAGAGGGAUACAGGAGGCCCUAACGGCCCAAGGGGCUGAGGUUAUCACUGCCUCCGUCCCUCCCAGCGGCUCUAUCGAGAAGCGCGCCGCCAAGCUGGCUCAGGAUAUCGAGGCUCAGGCACAGGGCAAGAGUGUGAAUGUGGUGGCGCACAGCAUGGGAGGACUUGAUGCCCGCUACAUGAUCUCGCAGCUCCGGCCAAAAGGGGUCGACGUCAAGUCUCUUGUCACAAUCGGCACACCUCAUCACGGGAGUGCCUUUGCUGAUUACUUGAUUGACGAACUUGGGCCCGACUACCUGCCUCAGGUUUACAAAGCCUGGGAGCGGGUUACCGGUUGGGAGCCAAGUGCUUUUUCCCAGCUGACGCAGAAGUAUAUGGCGGAGCACUUCAACCCAGCGACCCCUGAUGACCCAAACGUCCAGUACUUUUCGUACGGUGCCAUGGUGAACGGAAAGCCUCCAUUGCUGAGCAUGUUCAGGAUAUCUCACAAGCUGAUUGAGGAACGGGAAGGUCCAAACGAUGGACUUGUCAGCGUAGAAAGCAGUCAGUGGGGUACCUACAAAGGAACGCUCACAGGCGUUAACCACCUGGACCUGAUCAACUGGACCAACAGGAUUCGGUCUAAUCUUCAGAAGCUGAUGGGUCACCCACCUUCGUUCAACGCGGUGGCUUUCUAUCUUGGCAUUGGAGAUAUGCUGGCAAAGGAAGGGUUGUAA
Messenger RNA from Podospora anserina S mat+, 1086 nucleotides. RefSeq lists its product as uncharacterized. The transcript has 3 exons. Lineage: Eukaryota; Fungi; Ascomycota; Sordariomycetes; Sordariales; Podosporaceae. Bases 1 to 1086 code for a protein of 361 amino acids. Gene Ontology annotation, molecular function: triacylglycerol lipase activity. The record is from RefSeq and is a predicted model, not a curated record.